UUAUAAAUUCAGCACUUAGAAUGGAUGUAGCGAAGAGAAGACUGCAGAUAAACAGGCAAAACUUAUGUAGGAGGAUUUGUUUCAUAGUAGUAAGGCUAGGUGGUGCCACUGCGGAUCUGUACAAAAAUCCGUGCAGCCGCACCACCUGCACAGAGAAAUGCAGACCCGCGGGUGAGUGUCAUUAGUUCUAACGCCACGCCGCCCGCACUGGAAAAUGCAACUGUACUGGGAACCGAGGUUCCCGCGUGGGCUGCGUUUUCAGAAGAAGUGCAGGGACUUCGUCUCUGUGUGUCAUGGGGCACGGGAGUCCAUUCAAAUGAAGGGGCUCU
Messenger RNA from Staurois parvus, 329 nucleotides. The record is from the annotation of a GenBank genome assembly. Lineage: Eukaryota; Metazoa; Chordata; Amphibia; Anura; Ranidae.